This is a messenger RNA of Saccostrea cuccullata (small rock oyster), 995 nucleotides long. Its product is annotated as retinoid-inducible serine carboxypeptidase-like. The transcript has 7 exons. Gene Ontology annotation, biological process: proteolysis. The coding region runs from base 99 to 980 and encodes 293 amino acids. The record is from RefSeq and is a predicted model, not a curated record. Gene Ontology annotation, molecular function: serine-type carboxypeptidase activity. Lineage: Eukaryota; Metazoa; Mollusca; Bivalvia; Ostreida; Ostreidae.
ACAUAUUAUAUAAAUAAAUAAAGAAUUAUGUGAUCAAUAUGUAUAUAAGCAUAUUGAAAUAUUGUUUCUGAACAUUCUCGAGCCUGUACAUCGGUGACAUGAUGAUUUCUCUUCCUCUGUUGCCAGUGCUUCUAAUAUCUGCUGUAACGGCAGAGAUUGGUACAGAGAAAUGGGACUACGUCACAGUUCGUCCCGGGGCCCACCUUUUUUAUUGGCUGUAUCACACAGUUUCACCAAGCGGAAUCGAUGAAGUCCCUCUCAUCAUGUGGCUUCAGGGAGGACCAGGUCAAUCGUCUACUGGCAUGGGGAAUUUCCAGGAGAUUGGUCCAUUGGAUGUGUCAUUGAAUAAAAGGAGCACCACAUGGCUUUCAGAGGCCAGUAUUCUGUUCGUGGACAGCCCAGCCGGAUCUGGAUAUAGCUACGUUGAGUCUGAUUCUUUGUAUUGCACAAGCACAGACAUGAUUGCAUCUGAUAUUAUUACCUUUCUUGGAAUAUUCUUUAAAAGUACGAACGGAAAGCCAUUUCAGAAAGCACCGUUUUACAUUAUGACUGAGUCCUAUGGAGGGAAAAUGACUACUGUUAUUGCAGAUCUACUAAUUCAGGCAAUAUCGGAAGGAAGAGUGAGUUGUUCCUUUGUUGGCGUGACACUUGGGGCACCUUUUAUUCAUCCAGCGAAGACAGCUCAGAGUUAUGCCAGCUAUUCAUUAGCCAGCUCACUUAUUGACGAAGAUGAGGCAACAAAUUUGUUGAAUAAAUACAAGUCGAUUGAGAAAUGCAUCGCAAAUAGACAGUGGAUGUGUGCAUACAAGAACAUGAACCAGAUGUUGGGAAAUCUUCUACUCUUCACCAAUGGGGUCAACUUGUACAACAUUCUUGAAUGGCAGGAUACGGAUAAAGUAUCAACAUCAGCUAAUGCCUCCAGCUUUUCAUUUAAAAGAGGUAUUUUAUCUACAAUAAUCAUUAAAGCGGUUAAUUUAUGAAGCACAUUUUGUUCU